This is a messenger RNA of Orcinus orca (killer whale), 773 nucleotides long. Its product is annotated as NADH dehydrogenase [ubiquinone] 1 beta subcomplex subunit 11, mitochondrial-like. NCBI's taxonomy places the organism in Eukaryota, Metazoa, Chordata, Mammalia, Artiodactyla, Delphinidae. The coding region runs from base 181 to 645 and encodes 154 amino acids. The record is from RefSeq and is a predicted model, not a curated record. The transcript has a single exon.
UUGCUUCCGUGAGGCCGUGACAGAUGGAGGGAAAGAGGACGCCUCGCCCUUUUGAAAACAAAAUCUCGACUCGGGACCUAUUGCGGUAGGGGCGGAGCGACAAUUCUCGCGCUCGGACCAGCUGCAGCUGCGCAGUCACAUUUCCGUCCCCGCCCCCGAUAAACUGCAGAACGAUCUGUCAUGGUGGCCGGGAUGUUAGGUUUGUGCGGCCGCCGCCUUUUGGCGGUGGCGGCGAGGCGAGGGCUCCCGGCUGCCCGUGUUCGCUGGGAAUCCAGCUCCUCCAGGGCUGUGAUCGCCCCGUCCGCUGUGGCGGGAAAGCGGCCGCCGGAACCGACUUUACGCUGGCAGGAGGACCCAGAUCCCGAGGACGAAAACCUCUACGAGAAGAACCCAGACUCCCACGGUUAUGACAGGGACCCUGCUGUGGACCUCUGGAACAUGCGAGUCGUCUUCUUCUUUGGCUUCUCCAUCAUCUUGGUCCUUGGCAGCACCUUUGUGGCUUAUCUGCCUGACUACAGGGUGCAGGAGUGGGCCCGCCGGGAAGCUGAGAGGCUUGUAAAAUACCGAGAGGCCAAUGGCCUCCCCAUCAUGGACUCCAACUGCUUCGACCCCAGCAAGAUCCAGCUGCCAGAGGAUGAGGACUGACCGGUUACUGAAAGGGGCUUAAGAAGCACCACCUUCUCCACCCCUUGUCUGCCAUUCUGCCCUCUCUUCAGAGCACCUAAUUAAAGGGACUGAAACUGUGAAAAAAAAAAAAAAAAAAAAGAGUAAAA